This is a messenger RNA of Solanum tuberosum (potato), 2545 nucleotides long. RefSeq names its product lysM domain receptor-like kinase 4. Gene Ontology annotation, molecular function: ATP binding; protein kinase activity. Bases 383 to 2263 code for a protein of 626 amino acids. The transcript is spliced from 2 exons. The record is from RefSeq and is a predicted model, not a curated record. Gene Ontology annotation, biological process: protein phosphorylation. Lineage: Eukaryota; Viridiplantae; Streptophyta; Magnoliopsida; Solanales; Solanaceae.
UAUUUCCCCUAACUCUUGCAAUAGUUUAAUAUACCUUGGAAAAAGACGUAUCUCAGAAAUAGCUAGUCCAAACAUGUGAAAACAUUCUGGAGAAAAACAACAAAUAUAAACACGAGUAUUUUCUACAAUAUGGUUGACCAAAAACUCUUCUAGGUGGGACCAUCAAAUUGAAAAAAAACCCAUCUUCCUUUAAUGUUAAAGACAAUACCAUAUGAGAAAUUAAACAACAACAACCAAUCAAAUAAUGCAAAAAAUCCCCAUCACUCAUUAAAUGGUCAAAAACCAAGACUAUGACAAAAAACAAGAACUUUGGUAUAUAAACCUCUUAUAACUCCAUCAUAUUAUAUACACACACAUCUCUCCUUCAACCAAAACCAAGAAAAUGAUAACAAGACCAAUAUUUGUUUUUUCACUUCUCUUAUUCUUAUCAUUCAUAUUCAACCAAAACAUAAUAUGUUAUGCACAAGAGCCACCAAGCAUCACAGGAUAUACUUGUAAUCCUAACCAAUUCAAUCCAUGUCAAACUUAUGUGUUAUACAGAGCUAGAGGACCAGACUUUCUUGAUUUAGCCUCAAUUGGUGAUCUUUUUUCAGUAAGUAGACUAAUGAUAGCAAACCCUAGUAAUAUUUCCAACCCAAACACAACUCUUGUUAAUGAUCAACCCCUUUUUAUCCCCAUCACAUGUUCUUGUAACAACAUCAACACAACAUAUGGUAGCAUAUCUUAUGCUGGCUUUAACUACACUUUCAAAUCAGGUGACACUAUGUAUGGUAUAUCAACAUCUAAAUACCAAAAUCUUACUACUUAUCAAUCUGUUGAGGCUGUUAAUCCCACAGUUGUAGCAACCAACAUUGAUGUAGGCCAGACCAUAAAAUUCCCAAUUUUUUGCAAGUGUCCAAACACGACACAAAAUCAACCAAGACUACUCAUAAGUUAUGUUUUUCAACCUAAUGAUAACAUUUCUUCUGUCGCCUCAAGAUUCAGGGUAACCCCACAAUCUAUAACACAAAUUAAUGGAAAUAACACCAAGAUUCUUGAUACCCUUUUCAUCCCUCUUUCUAAUCUACCUAAUCUUACACAGCCAGCAUCUUCAAACACCCCACCCCCACCCCCAGCACCAGCACCAGUAAUUCAAGAAAAUGACAGAAAAGAGACUGUCAUAGGGUUAGCAAUUGGUUUAGGGGUUUGUGGGUUGCUGUUGAUUUUGAUUCUUGGUUUGUUUUACAAGGAGAAAACAGUAAAGAAAGAAAAGUAUGGUGAUGUAGAAAGGCAAAAAAGUUUGUAUCUUGGAUCAAAAAAGAAGUCUUUUGUUGAUAAAGAUGUUGAAGUGAAUUUGUUGGCUGAUUUAUCAGAGUGUUUGGAUAAGUAUAAAAUGUAUAAAAUGGUACAACUUUGGGAAGCAACAAAUGGAUUUGAUGAAGGGUGUUUGAUUCAAGGGUCUGUGUUUAAAGGAACAAUUGAUGAAGAAGUGUUUGCAAUCAAAAAAAUGAAAUGGAAUGCCCGCGAAGAACUCAAAAUCCUGCAAAAGGUGAACCAUGGGAAUUUGGUGAAGCUAGAGGGUUUUUGCAUAGACCCUAAAGAAGCAAAUUGCUACUUAGUCUAUGAGUAUGUUGAAAAUGGUUCACUACAUUCUUGGCUUCACGGUGAAAAACCUGAAAAAUUGAGCUGGAAAACAAGACUAAGGAUUGCCACUGAUGUUGCAAAUGGUCUCUUAUACAUUCAUGAACAUACAAGGCCAAGAGUUGUCCACAAAGACAUCAAGAGUAGCAACAUUCUCCUAGACUCCAACAUGAGAGCCAAAGUUGCCAAUUUUGGUCUAGCUAAAUCAGGGUGCAAUGCUAUAACAAUGCACAUUGUAGGUACUCAGGGGUACAUCUCCCCUGAGUACCUCACUGAUGGGGUUGUAUCCACUAAAAUGGAUGUUUUCUCAUUCGGGGUUGUGUUGCUCGAGCUUGUGUCAGGGAAGGAGGCUAUCGAUGAUGAAGGGAAAGUCUUGUGGGCAAAAAUUAGCGAUUUUUCUGAAGGGAGUGAAGAGAGGAAGGUGAGGAAAUUGCAAGAAUGGAUGGAUGAAAGUCUAUUGAGGGAAGAAUUAACAAUGGAAAGUGUUGUGAAUGUGAUGACUGUGGCUAUUUCAUGUUUGAAUAAAGAUCCUUCAAGAAGGCCAGGGAUGAUUGAAAUUGUGUAUGCCUUAUCUAAAAGUAUUGAUCUAUUUUCUGAUGUUUCAGAGGAAGGACCAUCUCCAAGGCAAGUCACAGCAAGAUAGACUACAUAAUAGUACUUGCAUAUUAUGUAAAGUUGUUUUGAAGUGGAGUAGCAUUUUGUGUUUUGAGGUUUGUACUUUACUUUAAAGUUUGCUUCUAUAUAAGUGUAAUAUUACUCCUAUAUUAUCUUUUCUAGUAGUAGUGGUAAAUCCAAUUUCGAAUAAGAGCAUGUUUAAGGUUGUUCUAGUGGAAUAUAUAUUAGUACCACAUAAGACACUUGUAAUGAAUUUAUCUUUAUGUUAUGUUGCUUGGAUUCUUCAAAAAUGAUCUUGCACUUGUGUCAA